Molecule: messenger RNA, 1598 nt
Organism: Rhododendron vialii
Lineage: Eukaryota; Viridiplantae; Streptophyta; Magnoliopsida; Ericales; Ericaceae
Product: zinc finger protein WIP2
Exons: 3
Coding region: 102-1145 (347 amino acids)
Biological process (GO): regulation of gene expression; anatomical structure development
Cellular component (GO): nucleus
Molecular function (GO): DNA-binding transcription factor activity
Source: RefSeq, a predicted model, not a curated record
CCCCUUCAGUCAUCUUCUACUCUUUCUCUCUCUCUCUCCUCUAUAAAAGCAAAGCCAAUCCAACCAACCCUUUCUCCCUCUCCCACACCUUUUUUCCCACCAUGACUGACCCUUACUCCUCAAAUCUCUACUCCCAAUGGUUCAAAUUCAACUCCCUCCACCACGACCACCACUUCUCUUCUUCUCUUCCUCCUUCAAACCCCCCUCCUCCUCCUCCUUACACGACCACCCACAACUUCUACUCACAUCACUUUUUCAACCCCAACAACCCAAAUAUUCACCAACACACCCCACCUCCUUCCCCUCCUCUCAGAGAAGCCCUCCCCCUCCUAAGCUUGAGCCCAUCGAAAGCAGAUGAGAGAAAACAAGAACCCUCCUCUUCUUGUUAUUAUGAUGAAGAUGAGGAUUUAAGUGUCACUGUGGCACUGCACAUAGGGCUGCCAAACCCUAGUUCUGCUGAUCUGGCUAAUUAUUCCAUGGUUUCUUCUUCUCCUAAUUCUACCACUACUGAUCAUGAUCAUGGAGUCGUUAGUAAAGGUAUAGGAGGAGAGAGAGAGAGUGAGGAUUUCAAUGGGUACCCUAUGAACAGACUCAACAAAGGGCAGUAUUGGAUCCCUACUCCUUCUCAGAUUCUCAUUGGUCCUACUCAGUUCUCUUGUCCUAUUUGCUUCAAGACCUUCAACAGAUACAACAACAUGCAGAUGCAUAUGUGGGGGCAUGGAUCACAGUAUAGGAAAGGGCCAGAAUCCUUAAGGGGAACUCAACCAACAGGCAUGCUCAGGCUUCCUUGCUAUUGUUGUGCACCAGGCUGCAGGAACAAUAUUGAUCACCCAAGAUCAAAACCACUUAAAGAUUUCAGAACCCUUCAAACUCACUACAAGAGGAAGCAUGGAAUCAAGCCAUUCAUGUGUAGAAAAUGUGGAAAGGCAUUUGCAGUGAGGGGGGAUUGGAGAACCCAUGAGAAGAAUUGUGGGAAACUUUGGUACUGCAUUUGUGGGUCUGAUUUUAAGCACAAGAGGUCCCUAAAAGACCACAUUAGGGCUUUUGGGCAUGGCCAUGCAGCUUAUGGGAUUGAAGGUUUUGAGGAAGAGGAUGAACCAGCAUCAGAAGUAGAACAAGAUGAUGAUGAAUCAAUGCAGUCAUAAAGAGGGAGAUAUGGGUAUUUUAGAUAAUAUAUUCAUGACUUACUUCAAGAGCUAUGGGAUGAGGAGAAUUAAUUAUAAACCAAAAAUCCUAUAAAUUGCUCGGAAAAAUACCCAGAAAAGAACCAGAAACGAAGUGUAUGGGAGUUAGAUCCAACUUUGGUGCGAUAAGACUUACGAGCCACUCCGAAAUAAUUUGGUUCAAGUCGCGUGCUUCAUUUUUCUGAGUACUUUUCUGGGUAUUUUUUGUGGGUUCAAAGCAAUUCUGAUUAUUAUGUACCUAUGAUUUUCGAAGUAGGACUAGUUUAAGCAUGAAUAUACUUGUGAGAGCCACUUUUCUCUGUCUUUGUGGUCUUUCCUUUGCAAUGUAGAAUCCAGAAAAGAACAUCCUAACUAAUGAAUGUUUCAGAAAAUUCAGUUUGCUUUCAGCACAUAAUAAAAGACUGUCCUUUUUCU